Rotaria socialis is the source of this 681-nucleotide messenger RNA. NCBI's taxonomy places the organism in Eukaryota, Metazoa, Rotifera, Eurotatoria, Philodinida, Philodinidae. The record is from the annotation of a GenBank genome assembly.
AUGGCAACAGCAGCACGUCGUCCGUUACCUACACUCAAAGUAAAACAAUUAAAUCCUCCACGUAUACCAUCACAAAAAACAGAAUCAAAAAAUGGGAAAGAUAUUGAUCCGAUUGAGAAACGUCUUCUGAAUAUUCGUCUUCAUAUUCUGCAACCAACGGCUCGACGUACUCAAACACCUACGGAACCAACACUUGUUUUUGAUUCAUUUCUUUACAUAGGUGGCUUAAAAUCUCUUGGUAAUCGAGUUCGUCUUACACGUCUUAAAAUAACUCACGUUCUUUCCGUUGUAUUCAUUCCACCGGCAAAAAAUUUAGUUCCAUCACAUAUCAAUCAUCUUUUUCUAAAAGCUGAUGAUCAUAUUGCAUUUAACAUCAGACAAUAUUUUGAACGAGCAUGUGCAUUCAUUGAUGAGGCACAUCAAUCAAAAGGUAGUGUACUGGUUCAUUGUGUUUGUGGCGUAUCACGUUCGACAUCAUUAUGCUGCGCUUAUUUAAUGAAACAUCAUUCCAUGAGUCUUGAACAAGCCUUAGUACAAAUACGUUCCCGUCGUCAUAUAAUUCAACCGAACGUUGGUUUUCUUAGACAAUUACUUCUCUAUGAUGAACAAUUACAACUCGAUCAUACUCGUCAGGAGAAGCCUGCCAUGAAUGUUAUUAUUGAAAAACUUGAGAAUAUUUAA